This is a messenger RNA of Aspergillus pseudoviridinutans, 423 nucleotides long. RefSeq names its product 60S ribosomal protein uL14. The record is from RefSeq and is a predicted model, not a curated record. Gene Ontology annotation, molecular function: structural constituent of ribosome; large ribosomal subunit rRNA binding. Gene Ontology annotation, cellular component: ribosome; cytosolic large ribosomal subunit. The coding region runs from base 1 to 423 and encodes 140 amino acids. Lineage: Eukaryota; Fungi; Ascomycota; Eurotiomycetes; Eurotiales; Aspergillaceae. Gene Ontology annotation, biological process: translation. The transcript has 5 exons.
AUGUCUAAGAGAGGUCGUGGUGCCGCCUCCGGCAACAAGCUCAAGAUGACCCUCGGUCUGCCUUGCGGUGCCGUGAUGAACUGCUGCGACAACUCCGGUGCCCGUAACCUGUACAUCAUCUCGGUCAAGGGAAUCGGUGCCCGCCUGAACCGUCUCCCCGCUGCCGGUGUCGGUGACAUGGUUAUGGCCACCGUCAAGAAGGGAAAGCCCGAGCUCCGUAAGAAGGUCAUGCCCGCCGUUGUCGUCCGUCAGAGCAAGCCCUGGAGAAGACCCGACGGUAUCUACCUGUACUUCGAGGACAACGCUGGUGUGAUCGUCAACGCCAAGGGUGAGAUGAAGGGAUCCGCCAUCACCGGCCCCGUCGGUAAGGAGGCUGCUGAGCUCUGGCCCCGUAUUGCUUCCAACUCCGGUGUCGUUAUGUAA